This is a messenger RNA of Dendronephthya gigantea, 1785 nucleotides long. RefSeq names its product ubiquitin carboxyl-terminal hydrolase 22-like. The transcript has 15 exons. NCBI's taxonomy places the organism in Eukaryota, Metazoa, Cnidaria, Anthozoa, Malacalcyonacea, Nephtheidae. Gene Ontology annotation, molecular function: zinc ion binding; cysteine-type deubiquitinase activity. The record is from RefSeq and is a predicted model, not a curated record. Bases 126 to 1700 code for a protein of 524 amino acids. Gene Ontology annotation, biological process: protein deubiquitination.
GUUUUUCAUGUCCUUUCCUGUCCGGUGUAAAAAGUUAAAUGACGAAGUUUAAUGUUUUCCCAUGACGGUUUUUCUGCCGCUUUGGCGGCUUAUCCUUUACUACAGUUCAAAGUAAGCUUUAACUCAUGGCUUCUUGUAACCAUUUAACUCAAUUCACAAAGGAAUGCUUGCCAACUUACCGUAAAGUUUGUGGGUGGUUUAUCGUUGGCUCUUCAAGAAAAACCCGGCGUGCAAAGGCGACACGAAAGUGUGACGACUGUGACACAUCGUCAAAUCGUCUUCACUCCUGUCUAUAUUGUGUUUAUUUUGGUUGUUACUCUGGCCUCAAGCAUAUCCAUGCUCACGCGAAGAAGAAAGACCAUAAGCUAGCUGUUGACCUGACCUAUGGUGUAGUGUAUUGCUUUCUCUGUGGCGAUUAUGUCCAUAAUGAAGUUCUGGAGAAGAUUCUUCGUGAGGAAAGAGCCAAGGCGUGGAGGUCCUAUGGAAACAAGACUGCUCUUUAUGAGCAGUGGUUGCCUGGUAGAAGAGAUGUUGAACUUCUAAAACGAAAUGUGAAAUAUCAGAGGGUCUGUGAUAACUCAAUCAUAGGCUUGCGUGGUCUGAUCAAUCUCGGCAAUACUUGCUUCAUGAAUUGUAUCGUCCAAGCCUUCACCCAUACACCAUUGUUGAGAGACUAUUUCUUGGCUGACCAACAUAAGUGUAAGAAACAGGAUGGAACAUGUAUUGUAUGUGCCAUGGUCUCCUUAUUUCAAGAGUUUUAUUCUGGUGAAAGAACACCUCAUAUUCCUUACAAAUUGCUUCAUCUUGUGUGGACAAAUGCUCGACAUUUAGCAGGAUAUGAACAGCAAGAUGCCCAUGAGUUCUUUAUUGCUGCCUUGGAUGUCCUUCAUCAGUAUUGUAAAGAGGACUGUGAUGAUACAUUGAAAUCAGACAACCCACAUCAUUGUAACUGCAUUAUUGAUAGAAUAUUUACUGGUGGACUGCAAUCUGAGCUCAAGUGUCAAGUUUGCAGCAGCGUGUCCACGACAAUCGAUCCGUUUUGGGAUAUUUCAUUAGAUUUGGGAAAUGCCUUGAAAAAUGGCAAUGGAAAAGCAUUCAUUAGUUCUGCAGGAUCUGUGCCAAGUCCAACUCCAUCAGAUGAUUAUUUACUGUCAUGCACACCUCCUGAAUCUGAUCAUCUGGAUGAAAGUUUUGUUCCAAGAUCACUAAUAGAAUGUCUACAAAGAUUUACUCGAGUGGAAAGAUUGGGAAGCGAGGGUAAAACAAAGUGCAAUAAAUGUCAAAGUUAUCAGGAAGCAACAAAGCAACUGUCAAUGAAGAAAUUACCAAUUGUAGUUUGUUUCCAUCUAAAGCGCUUUGAACACUCAAAAAAAUCUAAGAAAAUUUCCUCCUUCAUCCCUUUUCCAGUUGAACUGGAUAUGAAACCAUUUAUGUCAUCAAGUGACCAGAUGGAAAAUGUAAAUAUUGGGACUUCAAAUUCUUCGUGUUCAUUGAGUGAUUAUAGAUAUUCUCUAUUUGCUGUUGUCAACCAUAGUGGUACACUAGAAGUUGGUCAUUACACUUGCUUUGUAAGACAGAAAAAAGAUCAGUGGUUUAAAUGUGAUGAUGCUUGGAUAACCAAGGCAACAGUGGAGGAGGUAUUAAUGAGUGAAGGGUACUUGUUAUUUUACCACAAGCAGGUCUUGGAAUAUGAGUAUUAACAUUUAUUGGAUCAUAAGUCAAUAUAUAAAGUCAAUAUAUUGACUUUUGAUACAAUGCCUUUAGUUAGAAAAUACUCACAUUUUU